UCGCACUAGUGACUAGUCAGUCAGUUUGUUGGUGGGCGCGUGAUCGGUAAAUCGAAGUAGCGGACCGUGAAGGUGCAGAGGAUUUUCCACAUAGCACUGUUGUUGUCGCUGGUCGUUGUUGUUGUUGCUGCUGCUGUGUUAUCGUGUAAAUUUGCGCAGUUCAGAUUGAAAAGAAGAGAGAGCAGAAAACCGUUGUAUUUGUAACUCUCCCUUCCCUACCAGCAUCCCGGCAUUGUUGUUGUUUUAGUGAUUUUCGCCUCGCGUGUAACUAAAAAAUAAGAAGUAAUACAAUCAAUUGCACUAAUUUCUUCAAUCAACGGACAAGGCGAGCAUAACGAGUGAAACUAGCGAAAAUUGUUUGGCAGGCAGCAAAAUUCACUUAAACUCUUAAAAACGGCGCCGACAACUACAAUGCCUUAUCAGCCAGCCAACAGCGGCGGGACGUCUGGCGGGAGCAAGGCGGCAACCAAAAUGGCCCAGCUGAAGUUCUGGAACAAGCAGAACAGCAGCAAGCAGCAGCAGCAGGACAAAGACAAGGACAAGGACGCCGCGGACGGGGGCAACAACAUCAGUGGCGGUACCGGCAACAGCAGCAACGGCGAUGCCAAAAGCGAGGGGAAGAGCGGCAAGCGCAACUGGCUGCACACGCCGGAGCAGCUCAUCAGCGGACACGCGGUCUAUCUAGUCAAGUUCUUUGGUAACCUGAGCGUGGACCAGCCCAAGGGCAUUGAGGUGGUGAAGGAGGCCAUUCGGAAGCUGCAGUUCGCCCAACAGAUGAAGAAGGCGGAAACAGGCACCCAGGAGAAGUUCAAGAAGCUGGAGAUCACCAUUAGUAUCAAGGGCGUGGCCAUUCAGGAGCCACGCACCCACAAGAUCUUGCACCAGUUUCCGCUGUACAACAUCUCUUAUUGUGCGGACGAGAAGGGUGUGAAGAAGUUCUUUAGUUUCAUUGCCAAGUCGACAAAGACGCGGGACGGUUGCGAUCCGCAGACAAAUGGCCAUGCAAACGGAAAUGGCGAUGGUAGUGCCAAAGUGGAGGAGAGCCACGAGUGCUUUGUAUUUAUUUCAAACAAAUUGGCCUCGGAUAUUACGCUAACCAUUGGUCAAGCCUUCGAUUUGGCCUACAGGAAAUACAUGGACAGCACUGAAAAGACCAAUCUGAGCAAGGCGCAGCAGCAAAUCAAUCAUUUGCAGCAAACUGUUAACGCUUAUAAGGAGCGACUGCGCGAAAUUUCCGCCAAAUUGCCAAAGGCCGAGCUGGAUGCCCUGCUCUUUAAUUUGGGCAUUAAAGAUGUUUUGGAAGCGCCUGUCACAGAGUUGCAGAACGGAAUUGAGGUGGCUAGCGAAGCCUUGAGCAACGGAAAGCUGGACGAAGACAAGCUGCUGAUUGACACCAACUCCACCACGGCAUCGACCCACUCGGUGUCGCCUAGCUCCUUCUUGCCCAUUGUCCCGCCGCGGAACAAUCUGUCUAGCCAGAUCAGCAUCGGCGGCAAGAGCAACAGCAACAGCCAGAAAAUGGACGAGCUGUUGCUCAACUCCGAUUCGGACAGCGAUUUCGAUCCGCGAGCGGAUGAAAUUCAGGACAACGUGAGCAAUGGCCGGAAUGCGAUCAGCAACGAUCUGUUUGGCUUUGAGCCGGCCAAGAGUUUUGGCCAGCAGCUGUUUGUUAACAACAACGAUCACAGGCUGCAGAAUAACAACACGAACAGCAGCUUACUGAUCACUAGCAAUAAUAGUAGCAUCAACAGCAGUGGCUUUUCCAGCGAGCUGAAUAUUACGCCGCCAUUGUUGGCGCCGCCGCCAAAGAUUGCUGCUCCCAGGCGCCUAAUCUCGGUGACUACGGGCAAUGGCCUUAAUGGCAAUACAGACCUUUUCGGUUCAGAUCCCUUUGAAAUGAACAAUGGACCGACCAUUUUCAAGCAAAAUCAGCUGAACCUUGAUGACUUCUCGCUGGAGAGUUUGGAUCCCCUGCGCAAGUAAAGCGGUGCUACCAAGGCCAUUAUCACUCUUUAACUUGAUUUAAACUUUUGGACAUCCUUUUGGGUUGUCACAUCGUUUAUUCUUCUACGUUUCUCCGUUUCGCAUGCAUUCCAAUCCAAUUGCAAUUUGAUUUAUUUAAUGUGUAUUAUUGUUUAUAUAUUGUAUUGUAUUUAUUAUCAUUGAUUUUUGUCGAUUUUAUAUUGCAUAUUAUGAUUUCUACUAUUAUUAUUAUAAUUAUAAAUACGAUUAUUAUCUGAAAUCGAGAUCAAAAUAACACAACAACAAGCAAUCGCAAUGCACUUUGUUUAAUCGUAUCAAUUUGUUGCUGUAGUUAAAUAGAUUAAUUGAUUGUCGAGAAAAGCGAAAGAAAAAAUGUUGACAAGUGAUAAUGUGAAAAAAUGCUAAACUGAAUGUGAGAAAUUUGUAUAAAAUAAUUAUAAAGAUGUAACCGCAGGCAAAUAAAUCGUUUAUUGUAUAGAGCCGAAAUACGAGGAGAAUCAAAGCAAAAUGAACAAUAUUUAAUGUUAUCGAUGCAAUAUAGAGAAAUAUUAUUAUUAUUAUUGUGUAUGUAAAGAAUAAAAUGUAGUGCUUAAAAGAAAACUCAAA
This is a messenger RNA of Drosophila rhopaloa, 2589 nucleotides long. RefSeq names its product PTB domain-containing adapter protein ced-6 (gene ced-6). The coding region runs from base 412 to 1983 and encodes 523 amino acids. The record is from RefSeq and is a predicted model, not a curated record. The transcript has 7 exons. NCBI's taxonomy places the organism in Eukaryota, Metazoa, Arthropoda, Insecta, Diptera, Drosophilidae.